Messenger RNA from Daldinia vernicosa, 870 nucleotides. Its product is annotated as DUF814-domain-containing protein. The record is from RefSeq and is a predicted model, not a curated record. Lineage: Eukaryota; Fungi; Ascomycota; Sordariomycetes; Xylariales; Hypoxylaceae. The coding region runs from base 163 to 804 and encodes 213 amino acids. The transcript has 4 exons.
AGGUACAUACAUAGAUCUACAGGCCCGCGCUGGAAUAAAGUACUUUUGCGUCUGCUGAAAAAAGGAAAAAAAAAAGUAUAUUCUAUUCCUUCAUAUCUGAAAUCCGUCAAAAUAAAACUUAUUUUUUAACAUACAUACAAUAUCUCAUACGUCGGCAUCAAAAUGGUCUAUUACUUCAAAUCGACAGUCGUCGAUCCUCCAGCGUUCGUCUACGUCGGCAAGGACAAAUUCGAGAAUGAGGAGUUGAUUAAGUACGGUUGGGAAGAAGACGUCUGGUUCCACGUGGACAAGCUUUCCAGCGCGCAUAUCUAUCUAAGACUCAACGAGGGCGACUCGUGGGAGAACAUACCGCAAGACCUGGUGACGGACUUGGCGCAGCUGACCAAGGCCAACUCCAUCGAGGGCAAUAAGAAGGAUAACAUCACCGUUAUAUAUACGCCCUGGUCUAAUCUAAAGAAGGACGGCAGCAUGGCCGCCGGCCAGGUGAGCUUUAAGGAUCCACGCAAAGUCAAAAAGGUCCUCGUCGUCCAGCGUGAGAACGCCAUCAUCAACCGGCUCAACAAGACCAAGGUAGAGAAGCAACCCGAUCUUCAGCAGGAAAGAGAGGAUCAUCGUAGAGAGCUACGAAAGCGGGACCAGGCUGCUCAACAACAACGAAAGAAGGAAGAGGCCAGGAUAAUGAAGGAGAGGCAGGAGAAGAAGUGGCAGAAGGACCACGCUUACGAUGAAUUGUUCACGGAAGAGAACAUGGAGUCCUCGAGCAACCAGAACAGGGAUGAGAACUGGGAGGAAGAUUUUAUGUAAAGGAACGAAUGAAUUACCCUACCGAAGUAAUAUAUAAACUAUAAACUUCGUGAUUACCUCAUAAUA